Messenger RNA from Oncorhynchus mykiss (rainbow trout), 5560 nucleotides. RefSeq lists its product as uncharacterized. Gene Ontology annotation, cellular component: nucleus; aryl hydrocarbon receptor complex. NCBI's taxonomy places the organism in Eukaryota, Metazoa, Chordata, Actinopteri, Salmoniformes, Salmonidae. Gene Ontology annotation, molecular function: transcription cis-regulatory region binding; protein dimerization activity; nuclear receptor activity. Gene Ontology annotation, biological process: xenobiotic metabolic process; response to xenobiotic stimulus; regulation of transcription by RNA polymerase II. The record is from RefSeq and is a predicted model, not a curated record.
CGGGCCGCUCGGGAACUCGCAAACAUUGCCGCGCUCCCAUGUGUUUCCAGGAGAUUUUCGGUUCCCCGUUGACCUCUGGUGCGCGUGCCCGCCCAAAUCUGGACUCAAGCAGGGAGAUGCGCGUGGCCGAAUUUGACGAGAUAAUUGGGAAAAGAGGACGUUAAGCAUAGGACUAAUACAGUAGAUACAAUAAUUGUCCAAACGUUUGUCACAUUAUUCUCAGGGUAAAAUAUGAAAAAAUAGCCUGGGAAGAAUUUGAAAGGUGCAAGCUACCAUGGAAGGGGAUUGCGGUUUGCGGUUUGCAAAGCGCACCGGCACUACACAUCUAGACCACCAUUCCGCUAGACGAUGAGAUUAAUUACUUGGGUUUUAUAUUGGGUUGAAGCAUUGUUUUGCAGACUAAUUUAGCAUCUCGAUGGACUGUAAACAGUAUUGCAAAUUGUAUGCAUUUCAACGGAUGAUAUUCUGAGUACGCAACAAUGCCAUUCAUUUAUAUAAAUUAUAUUUCUUAACCCAUCUCUGGAUCUGCGCACAGCUGAAGGAUAAAAUAAACUAAAAGUGCGACUAUUUGUUGUUUUUGUCGUUGUCCUCUCGCUAAUGUGUUUACGUGUUUCAUCUGAUGGAUUAGUUUAACUGUCGACUGUAGCCUAUGUAGCUCGAAGGGAACUGUAGCCUUCACCAAUAUUUUUGGGGAGAUUCAUCGGACUUGCAAAAAAGCCAUAUCAUGUAUGCUGGACGUAAAAGGAGAAAACCAGUCCAGAGAGCCGUAAAACCGCCACAAUCAGAAGGGGCCAAGUCGAACCCCUCGAAGCGCCACCGGGACCGUCUGAAUGGAGAGCUGGAGAGGCUGGCCAGCCUCCUCCCCUUCCCUGAGGAGGUCACCACCAGCCUGGACAAACUCUCCAUCCUCCGCCUUAGUGUCAGCUACCUCCGGGCCAAGAACUUCUUCACCGUUGCCCUGAAGAACUGUACUUGCAGCGGUGGCAGCGCUGACAACAGCAAAGCCACAGGAUUGGAGGACAGUUGGCUGCCUGAAGGAGAACUGUUGCUGCAGGCUCUGAACGGCUUCGUCCUGGUGGUCACUAAUGACGGGACCAUUUUCUACUCCUCUCACACCAUUCAGGAUUACCUGGGCUUCCACCAGACUGAUAUUAUGCAUCAGAGUGUGUAUGAGUUGGUCCACACUGAGGACCAGCAGGAGCUGAGGAGGAACCUCCACUGGGCCCUCAGCCCACCUACCAUCAUGGACACACUGGGAAAGUCCUCCUCAGAUGUGGAGCCGGAGAGCGGCACCACUGUGACCUAUAACCCUGAGCAGCUCCCACCAGAGAACUCCUCCUUCCUGGAGAGGAACUUCGUAUGUCGCUUCCGCUGCCUCCUGGACAACUCCUCUGGCUUCCUGGCCCUGAGUCUGCAGGGCAGGCUGAAGUUCCUGCGUGGUCAGAACCAGCGGCAGGAAAACAGGGUCAAGGCGCCGCCCCAGCUGGCCCUGUUUGCCAUCGCUACGCCUCUCCAGCCCCCCUCCAUCCUGGAGAUCAGGACCAAGAACAUGACCUUCAGAACCAAACACAAGCUGGACUUCACCCCCAUGGCCUGCGACGCAAAGGGGAAAAUUGUGCUUGGGUAUACUGAAGCUGAACUUCGGGUGCGAGGCUCUGGGUAUCAGUUUAUCCAUGCGGCGGAUAUGUUGUACUGCGCUGAGAACCAUGUCCGAAUGAUGAAGACAGGGGAGAGCGGUCUGACCGUGUUCAGGCUCCUCACCAAGGACAACCUCUGGAAGUGGGUCCAGGCCAACGCCAGGCUGGUGUACAAGAAUGGAAAACCAGACUACAUCAUCGCCACACAGAGGCCUCUGAUGGAGGAGGAAGGAGGCGAACACCUACGUAAACGUUCCAUGCACCUCCCCUUUACCUUCGCCACGGGAGAGGCCCUGCUCUACCAGUCCAGCCAUCCAAUUGGACGCUUCAACCACAGCACCCAGGGCUCCGAGAAGAACGGCAACAAGUCCAAGAAGGGCCGGAUUGACAGGGUGUCCAGGGAUGGCCUGGACCCGGGCUCCCUCUUGGGGGCGCUGAUGAGUCAGGCUGAGUCUGUAUAUGUCUGCCAGCCGGCCUUGGAGCCCCAGCUGUCCUUCCACAGCAGUCUGUUCGGAGACCGGGUCGGUUUCUCUGACUCCGACCCCACCGCCCUGCUCCAGGGCUGGGAUGAGUCGUCCAACAGAGUGGUGGGUACGGGCCUUCCAGAACCGGCGUCGAGCUUCGACCCUCUGCUGGUGACCCUGGACUCCCUGUCCCUGGGAGGUCCGGGGGGUGGGGUGGACCGGAAUGGGGAUGGAGGAAAUGGGGAGAACUGUUCCAACGGGGAACUAUUUGGGGCUUUGGAGGGCCUGGGACUGAGCGCUGAGGACCUGGAGCUGCUGCUGUUGGACGAGAGGAUGAUCCGGGUGGAGAUGGACCCCGAGCGGGUUCCCACCCUGGAUGACCUGCUGACCAACGAUGAAAUCCUGUCCUACAUCCACGACUCCCUGGAGGCAAAUACAGAUGGGGCAGAGGACGGGGACCAGGUACCCUCCACGAUCCCAGGAACAAAUGCCCCAGAAACCACCACAAAAACAACAAAGGCUCCUGUUGAAAGUAAUCCCACUUCUGCCACCAAUGUGUACCCUCAGUACGUUCCCCAUAAUGCCCCCAUAGUUCAGCAGAUGCAGAAGCACCUCAACAUGCAGCCAGGGAGGGCGGUCCAAGACUGGGUCCAGCAUAGCAACCACUUGCCCCAUCCAGUGGUGAAUGGACUGCAGGGGCAGAGUCAGCCAAUACACAACGGAGAAUGGACAUCCCUACACAUUCUAGCCAAUACAGGGGUACCGGUUGACGACUGUCACACCCCCCAGACUCUGUUAAAUGGAAAGGCGUCAGAGCCGGAUGGGGACCAUCACUGGCGGCAAGCCCACCAACGUCAACACUACCUCCAGCAGCAGCAGGCCCUGGUCCAGAUACCGCUCCCUCACAGCCAUGCCAAACAUCCAGGCGCUAAUCUCAACGGAGUGUGUGGCAUUCCAAACACACACACAGAGCAUCUCCCAGCUGGCAAACAGCAAUGGCAGGACUAUAGCUACUGCCCCCCUGGGGAAACCACCCCGAACAGCAACCCCCCUGGGCAAACCACCCUGAACAGCAAUCCCCCUGGGCAAACCACCCUGAACAGCAACCCCUCUGGGAAAACCACCCUGAACAGCAACCCCCCUGGGAAAACCACCCUGAACAGCAACCCCCCUGGGCAAACCACCCUGAACAGCAACCCCCCUGGGCAAACCACCCUGAACAGCAACCCCUCUGGGCAAACCACCCUGAACAGCAACCCCUCUGGGAAAACCACCCUGAACAGCAACCCCCCUGGGCAAACCACCCUGAACAGCAACCCCUCUAGGGAAACCACCCUGGUCAGCAACCCCUCUGGGCAAACCACCCUGAAUAGCAACCCCCCUGGGCAAACCACCCUGAACAGCAACCCCCCUGGGGAAACCACCCUGAACAGCAACCCCCCUGGGGAAACCACCCUGAACAGCAACCCCUCUGGGAAAACCACCCUGAACAGCAACCCCUCUGGGAAAACCACCCUGAACAGCAACCCCUCUGGGCAAACCACCCUGAACAGCAACCCCCCUGGGGAAACCACCCUGAACAGCAACCCCUCUGGGCAAACCACCCUGAACAGCAACCCCUCUGGGGAAACCAUCCUGAACAGCAACCCCUGCCUUAACGAUGGCCAGGUACCUCUCCUCACACACACCACCGUAGCCGCUUGUAUGAAUUACACUAUGGCUGAUAUUCCCGGCAUGGACUGUACCAUCAACAGAUGUACAUAUGGGGGGAACGGGCAGCACCACGGGACCGGGGCUGCCGUUUCGUCCUACCAGAGGAUGAACCACAAGCAGCAGCAGCAGGAGAAGCUGCCCCCUCCCUUGGCUCAGGUGCAGUGCCCUCCUCCCUCUGCUACAGUAGAGCAGAUCCUUGUGGUUGGACACUCUUCACUGGAGGCCAAUGGCAUCGUGACCUCUGACAUCCCUCACCACCCCAACCACAGUAAGAUGGAAAAUGGCUGCAUUCUUAACGGGACCUACUCAGGAGGCUGUGUUCUGCCCAAUAGGAGUGGUGCCCUCUAACGGCCAACUCCCCUGCCCUGACACUCUCCAGACCCCCAGACCUCAGGCUUUUACCUCUGACUGGGGACCUCCAAGGGACACUAACUGACUGGAGGGUCCCACCCUACCACUGGACCAGCUUGUUACUCUAGUUGACAACAAAAGCAACACUUAGGCCUAAAUAUUUUUGGUACUUUUGUUUGGUUGGGUUUGAUGGUUCAUAAUAACAUAAUUAUAAUUUGAGUCCUUUGUUUACAAUAUGACGUCGGAGCGCUAAAGUUGAGUUUUAUUCUGUUUUUAAAAUAACUCAGAAGAAAAUGAUCUUAGUCUUAGAAUUGUUGUUUCUGUUUUUAAAUGUAAAACAAAUAUAUAUAUAUUUUUAGUCCUGGUGGAAGUACAACAUGGUCAUUGGUAGUCAUGGAGACACCACCUAACCCUGCAUGUAUAGAUGCUUACGGCACCAUCACAUUUAUGAUUUGUUGUGACACGUGACAUCAUGAUCGGUGUCAUGAGUUGUCAUACAACAGGAAUGGAACCUUCAAAUGCAACGUCCAGUGCUCAUGAGAUUCCUCUUAUUGGGGAACGUUAAUUGUUUUGGAACAUUAAGUCAUGUAAAGGAAAAACAGGUCUAGAAUAUCCUGCACUUUAUUUCAAGCACCCAGUGAUGCAGAUACGGUAGUCGGUCAGGGAAACUAGGGUUAUUUAGGUCCCCCUAAAAAAUGAUACAGAGAUGGACCUUCUUUUACAUUUUUAAUAUUUGAGGUUGGGAAAUCUGUAACAAUUGUCUUUUUGUUCUAUUUUUUGCGGUAUUAUAUUUCAGGUGAUCGGUUGAUGUCCUCACACUUCUGUACAAUUGUCAUAUUUUUGUUCACUUGAAUUAUCAUUUUGUUGUUGUUGUCGUUGACAUCUUGUACCUCUGUGAGAGUUUGUCCAAUACUAAGGUCAACUGACUCUGAACUAGCUUUGAAGGCUGCUUUGAAUUCAGUAUUUAUUCAUUUGUGAUUCAUUCCUCUAACAUACCUUACAACAUACCAUCUUGAUGAGAUGGGAAGUACUGUAUAUCGUCAGAUACUAAACGUUGCCAGCAACUAUUCCAGUCUUAUGAUGUUGAUCUAAUGACAGUUCACUGACAAAUCUGAAAACCAAAUGAUCUCUUCUGGAAGGAUACCAUGUUGAAUGUUUUAUGUAAAUACUAAAUCAUUUGGGCAGUAGUGCUAAAUAUAAUUAUUUCAUCAUGGAGAUGCUGAAAAGAGAUUUCCUUGUAGUUGUUACAAUAAUUAUCGUCAUUAUUUUUGUUAUUAUUACCAUUAUUGUCAUUUAUUGUGUUUUAAGUUGAAAUGUGAUACACGUGUGGUUUCAGAAUCAACUUGGUUUCUUUCCCCUUUCUUUUUUUACUAUUAAAAUGUUUGAUAUAUUUAA